UGCCCUAAACAAUACGGGUUAUCGAAAUGGGGCAAUUAUCAAGGCAGCAAAUGCGACAACAGGUUUGAUUGGCAGCAGCUCCUCCUCCUCAUCAUCAUCAUCUGUGGCAGCUCGGCAAGCAGCGGUUAUCUGGAUAAACUAGACAAUUUGGAGCGCAGUGUGGCUGCUGUCCUCAUCAAGGUUGCCUAUGGCACCACUUCAACGACCAAACGGAGCAUACCCGAUAACAGUUAUAUUCUCGGUCUGACUACGGUAGCAACGCCACUCUUAACCACACUCAGAUACCAAUCGGCGCAUCAGCCGCAACACAACGCUGGGCGCCAUCGCACCUACGAGCUGGACUUGGAGCGAGAUCAUGCGUUGCCCACCUCAGCUCCCAACGCCGACAUACUCAAGAGCAACAAUAAUCCAACGUAUCCGAAUCCAAAUCGUCAUCACAGCAGCAGCAGUCACGAACGCGACCGAGAGCGCGAGCGAGAAAGGGACAGGGAACGUCAACGGCACACAAUGCUGCAAUAUAAUUCAACGCCAAUGCCCUCAAUACCCAACUUGUUGAAGAAAUCCAAUGGACAGCCAACGAUUCCCAUGUAUCCGGGUGAUAUACCCUCCUAUUCGCCGCCAUCGAGAUCUUUUUUUACGCCACCCUUGCCGCCGGAAUAUCAAAAUCCAUUCGCGGAUAAGCCCACAUUGCGUGGCACGAAUAAUGAGGGCAUUAUAUCGAAUACUGUGGCAUUUAGUAAUCGUAGACCGAUACCGCCGCCAAGUCUAAUGCCCGGGCACGAAAGGAUUCCGUUUAGACCGCCGGACUUGGCGGCUUCCAUAGGAAAUACGGCGGAGUCAGGAAUUAAUACCAAUGCUGGCUUAAAUGAGACCUAUUUGGAGGCCAAAAAGCCCGUGGAACGUAAAAAAGCGCUAAAUACGCCUUCGCGCAAUGAGGCCACCACAAUGGAGGCCAGCGAAAGAGAUACUAGUAAUAAUAAUAAUAACAAUGAGCAAAAGUUGUCGAUGGAGGCGAGCAACAAGGAGGCAAACAAGCGACAGGAAGUGUUGCCAAAUAUACGCCGUAUUUUGGGUUCUAAUGGCAAAAAGGGCGAUAUACCCGCCGUAUUGUUGAGGCAAGUGACGCAAAAGCCCAAUAAUUAUGCACAGGCGCCGGCAGCGCCAAUUGUGGCAGUGGCAACACAAGCGAAUGACAGUGGCAAUAAUAAUGCAGCUGGCAACACUGGCAGUGGCAACAAUAACAAUAAUAAUAAUAAUAGUGCGGAAUCUUCCAGUCCAAAUAUUAAUAAGAGCCGGCAACAGUUGGAGGCUGCCACAAAUAAUAAUCUAUCCUCAACGACAACCACAACAUCAACAUCAUCAACAACAACGACUCCGGCGGCAGCAGCAGCAGCAAUUGGUGAGGCAGCUGCCACAAGUUUCACAUCAAGUGUUAAGCCCAACUUGCCACCAAAUGUGGAAAGAACUGGUGGCAACAUUUUAAAUGUCUCACAUGCCACCUGGACUUGGGCUUGGAAUAUACACAUUUAUCUGUCCGUUGUCCUUUUUACCAUCCUGGCCGUUUAUUCACUCUACAAAUUGGUCACGUUCAACAAAUUGACGCAUCUAUUUGCGCAAUCUUAUUUCGUAUAUAUCCAUCUGAUUCUAAUUGCGAUCUGUGUGAUGCGCAUUAUUUAUUUGUGCGUCGAUGCAUAUAAUAUUCACAGCACAUUCCCUAUUUUCGCCGGGGAACUUUUACUCAAUUUGCCGGCGACUUUGCUGACGGUUGCUUUUGCUGUUUUAAUAUUGUUUUUGUUUCUAAAAUCGCUGAAUCAUAAAAAUAAUCGAUAUUCGGCGCUGGUGCGUCCCUUGACAGUUGUCGUUGGCUGCGGCGUCCAUUUGGUUUUGUGCAUCACGUUGCACUAUGUCGAGUCGUAUACGUUGCACAAUCAUCACAUGUACUUUCAGCAGCAGCAGCAACAGCAAUUUCUACGUCGCCAGCAACAAUUGCAGCUGCAACAGCAACAUUUGCACUUGCAACUGCAGCAGCAGCAACAGCUGCAACAGCAACAAUUGCCCGCCGCUAAUCCGGCACCUCCCCCCCGUGUACUCUCCCUCAUCUGUCAGAUUAUCUACAUAUUUAUCUGCCUCAGCCUGGGCCUGCUUUAUCUAUAUCUUUAUCGUAUACUCAAGCGCAUUCUGAAGAGUAAAUCUCAGAAUUAUAUUCAUGGUUAUCAAAAUCUUUCCUAUGCCAUUCACAUAACGAUUGCCAGCGCUUUACUUUUUGUGCUGUUGGCAACCCUGCAAAUAUUUGGCGCUAUUUGCAUUUCAACAACGCGUCCUUUGAUCCUAAAUCAAGCCUCCGACUUGGAUUGGCUCCAAUGGGGCUAUCAAUUCUCCUUGCGUCUCAUCGAAAUUGCAAUUAUUACGCUAAUUUCUUGGGUUACGGGUCUCAAAACUAGCGUUGGCAACAAUCCGGGCAAUAAUCCGGGCGGGAUUGCCUUAAACGGCGAUGCGCGUGCCACAAAUAAUUUGGGUCUGUCGGAACGAGAGAAGCAUAAUCAGCAACAGCAUCCAUCACAGCAUCCACAACAUUCUCAGCAUUCGAAUGUGGCCAAUUUUUUUCUGCCCUGCACGUCGAGUUCGAGUCAGGAGCAAUUUGACACGGAUUAUCCAGCCGUAUGCAAUGCGAACACAAAUUUGCACACGUAUACAAUGCGUACGGGUAAAUUGAUCUACGAUGAUAGCUAUGCAUUAAAUUCGCUUACACCAGCCGGAGCAACAACAGUCGGUGGAGCAGCCGGUGCAACAAAUCCCAUUCCGGGCGGAAUCAUUACGGAUUAUCAGAUGCAGCCAGAGCCUAUGUAUCAGCGGCCGUACGACACGGGCUCCAUGCGAAAUCACAGCCACAAUCAGGAGUAUAACAGCGCACGCUAUAAUCAUCAUCAUCAUCAGCUGCGGCCAGCGACUACGGCGUAUUUGGGCAGUGAUUAUUUGACGGACGGCACCGUUGAUCACUAUGAGAAUCCGAAUUUUGAUUUGCGUGCCACAACAACAACAGUAACGACACUACAAAAGCUCGCCAGUUCCGGUUCCGCGUCCGCAUCGGCUUCCGCCUCGAAUUCCGGGUCCGGUUCGGGUUCCGGUUCGAAUUCCGGUUCGUCACAGCAACAAAUGUUGCUACUGCAAAGCGAUAGUUGCUACUCGGAACCGUUGCACGAACCAAAUUCCUGUUAUGAAUUCAACAAUUUUGAGCGACCCGUAUUCAAAGAGGAGCGAGCCGUAGAAAAUGCCGGAGUCGUGGCCGGAACUGUACACAAGUUGCAAAAGUGCCGCAAGCCGGAACUGGACCCAGAACGUCGCAGCUCGAAUUCAACGACGAAUUCUUGCGGCUCAACUUCUACGGCGGGCUUGCGUUAUCCGGGCUAUAAUUCCUACGAAAGGGGAGGUAAUCAUUAUAAUAAUGGUGGCGUACGGAAAAGUGGCACGUUGAGCAACAUAGUCAACGGUUCUACAACAGCUCAGAUUAUGGCUGCAACUGCGGCUCCAAUUGCGGCCAAUCGAGGACAGCGUUUAAAUGGUGCUCAAACUUUGGCGCAUGCGGAAAGAACGCAUUAUUAUCAACAACGGAGACAACAAAAUCCGGCAAAUUUCAUAAAUCGCGCUGAUUACGAGCUGAACAACACUGAAAGAGAUCAAACAGUGUUGGUUAACAAACAGCAACAAUUACAGCAGCAAAAACAACAACAACAAUACAAUAAUCAACGCAAUUCCGAAGCGGAUGAAGAAGAGGAGGAGGAGGAGGAGGAGGAAGAUGGAGCAGAAGAAGAUGGAGAAGCAGAAGAUGAAGAAGAGGAAGACGACGAUUUAAUGAUUGGCGGCUGCAAUGUGGAGUGCACAAAUUUAAUUAAUAGUUCGGAGCAUUUCGAUAACAAUUGUAGUUUAACAAAUAAUGUUUGUCAUAUGCAAAAUAAGCAGAAAUUGGCCAAGUUUCAACAGCAAACGGAGCAGACAGCAGCAAGCACCCUCCAGCAGCGAUUAACGGCAACAACGGUUCCAGCAGCUGGAGCGGCAAGCUCUAACGCACAAGAAGCAUCCAACGCAAAAGGAGCACUAAGCUCAUGCGCAAAAGGAGCAAGCUCAAACGCAAAGGCAGCAGCGAAUGCAAAGGGAGCAAGCUUAUGCGCAAAAGGAGCAGUCGCCGCCAUUGCUGAUAUUCAUAAUAAGAAGCAGCAGCAGCAACAAAGUCGUAAUGCCUUAACGCAAAUUUGCAGCAAUAAUAUUAACGGCAUCGAUUGCUAAGCCAGCUACAAAUAUAUAUAUAUUUCAAAUUUGCCGUCGCAAGCUGUUGCCACACACAUACACACACACACACAUACAAUUCUUUGUAGUUAAUUCGCCACUUUCUACUCUCUUCAAACUUGUGAUAUACAUAUAUAUAUAUAUAAACAAAAUUCAUAUACACAUUCACACACACAUACACUAUGUAAAAAAAGAAGCAGCAGAAAAUUGUAGUAUUCCAAA
Molecule: messenger RNA, 4503 nt
Organism: Drosophila grimshawi
Lineage: Eukaryota; Metazoa; Arthropoda; Insecta; Diptera; Drosophilidae
Exons: 3
Coding region: 508-4281 (1257 amino acids)
Source: RefSeq, a predicted model, not a curated record